Messenger RNA from Pectinophora gossypiella (pink bollworm), 3929 nucleotides. RefSeq names its product cyclin-dependent kinase 5 activator 1 (gene Cdk5alpha). The coding region runs from base 16 to 1116 and encodes 366 amino acids. Gene Ontology annotation, biological process: positive regulation of cyclin-dependent protein serine/threonine kinase activity; activation of protein kinase activity. The record is from RefSeq and is a predicted model, not a curated record. The transcript is spliced from 2 exons. Gene Ontology annotation, molecular function: protein kinase binding; cyclin-dependent protein serine/threonine kinase activator activity. Lineage: Eukaryota; Metazoa; Arthropoda; Insecta; Lepidoptera; Gelechiidae. Gene Ontology annotation, cellular component: cytoplasm; protein kinase 5 complex.
CCGCGCACGUCAUGCAUGCGGGCACCUAGCGGCUGCACGCGCGCGGGCCUCAUGGGCACCGUGCUGAGCUUCAGCCCGCGCGAGCGGCGCCCGGCCGCCGCCGCGCCCCCGCCGGAUCGCCAGGCGCUCGCCUACUCCUACGAGCGGCUCAACAACGCCAAGAACCGCGAGAAUCGCGACGCGCCCCGCGACGAGCGCCGCGCCACUCUCGACGAUGCCGCCAAGAUCAUCUCAGAAAAGACUGCGCUCGAGAAGAAUCUCAAGAAGCACUCGCUGUUCAUAAACGCGCUCUCCUGGAAGAGGUUCUCGACGGCGAACAACAACAAGAAGAAGUUAGAAUGCAAGAGCAAGAGCGUAGCGACGUUCCGCGCGCCACUGGCGGACAACGCCGCGCUGGACCGCAACAAGAACGUGAGCGUGGGGGGCGUGCUGGGCGGCGUGCCGGGCGCGCUGUACCGGCCCGCGGCCGCGCCGCUGCCGCCGCCGGCCGACGUGGUCCGCGCCAACGCGCUCAACAACAACGUGUGUUAUUCGGAGAAGCUGCCCACGUCGGCGGUGGGCCCGGCGGUGGCGCCGCGGAAGACCGUCAUCCAGGCGUCUACGUCGGAGCUGCUCAAGUGCCUGGGCAUGUUCCUGCACACGCGCUGUCACCGGCUGCGGGACUUCCAGGCGGGCGACGCCGUCAUGUGGCUGCGUACCGUGGACCGCUCGCUGCUGCUGCAGGGCUGGCAGGACGUGGCGUUCAUCAACCCCGCGAACGUGGUGUUCGUGUACAUGUUGGUGCGCGAGCUGGUGGACGGCGAGCGCAUCGGGCGGCCGCAGGAGCUGCAGGCGGUCGUCCUCACCUGCCUCUACCUCUCCUACUCCUACAUGGGCAACGAGAUCUCCUACCCGCUCAAACCCUUCCUUGUCGAGGACUCCAAAGACAAAUUCUGGGAUAGAUGCCUGCUAAUAGUCGACAGGCUGUCCUUCAACAUGCUAAGGAUUAAUUCAGAACCUGGGUUUUUUACUGAAGUGUUCACGGAGCUAAAGGCUUGUGGGACAGCGGAGUCGCCGCCGCCCGCACCGGUCCACCCGGCGCCCGCGCCUCCGCCGCACGCGCUAACGCCUGCCUGACACACGGAGGUGGCCGUCCUCCGACUGGCGCUCACUGACCGCCCCAGCAGGGUCUGAUGUCGGCUUUACUUCACCCACAGUCUUGGUCAAUCGUCGUAUAUAUAAAAGUGAUCUAAUUAUUCGAAAUUAGAGUUGGUAACUUGAAGAUGGAAACGAAAUAAUUAUUAAUAAUGAUUGAAAUACUGAAGGUUACAUUAUACGAUCUCAAUUUUUUGACAUGUCAUCAAUCAAUCAGUCAGUACAUUCGAUUACAUAACAAGUACCUACUUAUAUAAGUAAUUAAAUACUGAAAGUAUACCAAAAGGUGUAAGUAAUUCAUAUUAGAUAUAAUGACUUGGGAAAACGGAUGAGAAUGAAGACACUUACCCAUUUACUUUGCUCAAUAUUUCGUCAGCGUAUGGACCAGAAGACAGUCGGUUGACCAAGACUUUAGCCGCAAUAGUGCAAGGCAGGACUACUUGCGAGUACGAGACACAGCUUCUGCAAUCGAUAAGCAGAACCUUCGACGGUCUUCGUCUAGAUAAUGUGAUAAGUGUGUAGGGGAUGUUUUGUCCAGAUCAGUGUGUAUUGUCAGCACUUACACCAAUAAUGUGAAACAAUCCAGCCAUUACAGAGUUGACGAAUUCGAUGGCGGUCGAAUGCUAUUCAAACUCGCGCGUAACGGCCACAGGUUGAGAACGUAACUCGCUACCUCUUGCCAUAACUCGUUCAAGCACAGUGCUGCCACCAUUUUUCUGCAGACGGUAAAUAUAGGAAAGAAUUUUAAAAAGAUGUGUUUGUUUACAUCAAGUGAUAGAUUAGGCAAUUUAUGGCAGAAAAAUACUGGUAGCUUUGUUUAUCAAAAUAAAUAAAUGCAACGCCCACUUUGUCGUUCGCGGCAUAAAAUAACCAUGAUAUUAAUAGUCAGUACUGCAAUUUAUGUAUGUCUGUAAUGUUCUCGUAGGUAAUUGUCUGGUAUGUUACUUUCUUAAGCUGCUGAUGCGACAGCGACGGUUAGUCCAGUACAGCGGUUAGUUAGUAAGAUAAGCGUUUCGUAAUUGUAGUGAAUUGAUCGUAUUUGCCAUUAUAGUUAGAUGAUACUAGUAAAAUGUCUGGCAGGCGGGAGGAUGCAAUACAGCUCCGUGAAUCGUGUUCCGGUAAACCCUUCUAUGAAGUGUACGUAUUAUGAUAUGACCGGCUUAAAGCUCGGGAUGACUAUUUGAGGCAAUGAAGUAUAUUUAUAAUAACAAAUAGGUCAAAUUUUGCGAACGAAUAAGCGUUUUGUACAGUAAUAUUGAAUAAUACAUUAAGUUAUAAUGUUAGUCUAGAAAAAGGAGGGCCAAGCGAACGUGGCCCGAGGCGGCACUCGGCACUCCUGAGGCCGGCCGACAGCCGCACCAGUUACUCACUCGUCCGAUUUUUCUAGCUCACGCUAUAAAGAUGUCAUUGGAGAUUUAUCAAGGGCUUUUAGCCAAUCUCGUCUUAAAUUACGGUUUUUAAUGAUCUAUAAGGAUAACUAGAUAGGUUUUCGAUAAAAAUCUGUUUAAAGUGAUUUAAAUCUGAAAAUAUUCAGCACUGUUUUGCCACGUUAAAUGAUUGAGCUGGUUUUUGAAUUUUUAGAAAAGCUAACGCACGUAACAUUUAAAGUGAAUCUUCAGGUUAAAAAAUAUUAUGUUCAAGAUAAGGAGGUAAGGGUCGUUGUUAACUGACUACCUCUAAGUCUGUUGUGGUGACUUUGGCUUAUAUUUACCAAUUUUUUAUUCUCGUCGCGAUUUGUAAGCCAAUGAUGGAUCGGGUGACCAGACUGACCUUUCCCCUCAUUAUAAAUUAAUGCAUAGUAUUGCCAGUACCAUUGUUUCGGCUCUUCACCGAGUGCCGUAGAUAAGUUAAAUUAAAUUGUUUAGUGGACUGAAUGUCAUGAUGAUGUCAGAAUAAUGAGUAUUUAAUAAUAAUAUAAUAUAAUAAAAGGGAGUCUCAUAAAAAAAAAAAACGUUCCAAGUCAUUACGAUUAGGUGAAAAUGUAGAUGUCUGUGAUGUUUAUUGAACUUUAGCUUUGUGUUUGUGAUAAUGUUUCUGUUUGUUAUUUGUGUUUGUCACUAAUUGUUAUAAUUAUGAUUAGCCAUAUUAUUUAAAAUGUGAUUACAAGGUUAAGCCAGCAAUAACUUAUUACUUUCCACUAAACGAUAUUAUUAUUAAAAAAAAUAUUUUGACUAAGCUCUGUUUAAUUUCUAUCUGUAAUUGACCAUGAUAUUGAAGCCGUCUGUAUGUCUACUGUUAACAUAGUGAAAUUUUAAAUUAUCUCUCUUGUAAUAAAAGGAGAAAAGUCAAACAUACUAUUUGUUCUAGUUAUUUUAUUUUUGUAAGUCAAACAAAAUUACUUAUUUUUGGAUUCUAUAUCGAGCACCCUUAAUUUAAUCCUGUGUUCUUCAUUAUCACAUAUAGUGUUCCACGUAGUAAAUGUACAUUCCAAUUACUAAUAUUUAAGUCAGUUAAGGCCAGAUUAGUUUAAAUUCGUGUAUCUAUGAUCUCUCAACACCUUGGACUAACUAAAGUACUUACUUGUACGUCAUUUACUACUUUAACCCUUUCACGGACAGAGACCAGGUCAUUGGUGGUUCAUAAUAGGUAGUAUGUUACCUUGGACUCGGAACGUCCGUAGACGUUCUGUCCUUGAAAGUGUUAAGUAAGUAUAGUAUUUAGUCCAAGCAUACCAUAACCAUUGAUAUUGAUUUGGAAGUGUGGAUGUGCACAGCAUAAUCGAAGGUAUAACUGGGCAGAUACCUCUUCUAAACAUAAUUCAUGUAACUCACGUUUGUUAAUUAAUCUAUUGUAAA